GAGGAGGCCGCCUCACUGUCCCAGCCUGGAGGCGGGUGGGAGGGCGGCAGGCUGCAUCCGUGGGUUGAUGCGUGAGGAGCCGACGUGAGCACCCCGCAGCCUAGCGGUAAUCGGCCUCGGAACGGCUUUGGUUAUCUACCAUAAGAAGUACCAGUAACGCCUGGCGAUGGGUGACGUUCUGGUUUAUGAAGCUGAGUUACUCGAACUAGUGAGAGAGUAUUUGGAUUUUGCUGAAUUUGAAGAAACAGUCAAAGUAUUUACCAAAGAAUGUAAAAUAAAAGGGAAGACACUACCCAAACCAGCAGGUGUUUCUUCAAGAGACUCACAAGCUUUGCCUGUUCAGAAAGAUCUGCUUGUAGCAUUUGACAGUGGUGAGCAGAAAGUUUUCUUCCAGCUCUGGGAAGAGCAUAUUUCGCCUUCAGUUCGUGACAAUGAACCAGCUGCUCAGAAGCUGGAGUUCUAUCUUCACAUCCACUUUGCCACCUACCUCUUGAAACACUCUGUGGAGAAGCCUGACAAAGCUGAACUUGAGGAAAGGAUUUCUCAUUUUAAGGCGUACCUGGAAACAAAAGGAGCUGCUCUGAGCCAGGCUACAGAGUUUCUUCCCUUUUAUGCUUUGCCUUUUGUUCCAAACCCCAUGGUACAUCCUUCUUUUAAAGAACUUUUCCAGGAUUCUUGGACGCUGGAUUUGAGGACAAGAUUGGAACAGUUCCUGUCUCUGACUCUCAAAGCCAGACAGACUCCUCGGCUUCUUACUUUAUUUAAGGAGAAUGGACAGUACAAUAAAGAAAUGAUGCAACAUCUUCAUCAACAGUUAGUGGAGUCUGAGAACAGGACCAUGACCUGCCUGAAACAGUAUAACAAAAUGCAGAUGGAUUACCGUAAUCUCAGUCGAGUCACUGCAGAGCUGGUGGAUUCCUUGGAGGCCACAGUCAAUGGCAAGAUGAUCACACCAGAGUAUCUUCAAAGCAUUUGUGUUCGCUUGUUCAGCAAUCAGAUGAGACAAAGUGUGGUACAUAGUAUUGACUUCACAAGGCCUGGAACUGGAUAUUACUCUAUGAGCCCUUGUGAUGACGAAUAUGCUUCCACAAUGUUAAGAGCAUCAUUAGCCUCUGAGAAGAUGCAGGAUGUGCCAUUGUUGCCCUCUUUGGAUUAUGAGAAGCUGAAAAAAGAUUUGAUUACAGGGAAUGAUCGUCUCAAGGCCUUCCUGCUGCAGGCUCUGCGCUGGCGCUUGACAACAUCGUAUCCUGGAGAACAGAGAGACACUGUCCUACAAGCCUACAUCAGUAAUGAUCUCCUGGACUGCCACAGCAACUGCCAGAAAAAUGUCCUCCAAUUACUAUAUUCUAAGAGUGAAGUUGUCAGACAGUAUAUGGCAAGGCUCAUCAAUGCUUUUGCUUCGCUGGCAGAAGGUCGUGUCUACCUGUCUCAGAACCCAAUGUUGCUGCAAAUGCUGGAGGAGAGACUGAAAGCUGAAGACAAGGAUUCCCUUACACGGGAGAAUGUUCUGGGGGCUCUGCAGAAAUUCAGCCUCAGGCGUGCCCUGCAGUCUGCAAUGAUCAAAGAUGGGCUCAUUUUCUGGCUGGUUGAUGUUCUAACAGAUGCAGAUUGCCUGUCUGAUUACACGCUGGAGUAUUCUGUUGCCUUGCUAAUGAAUCUUUGUCUGCGGAGUGCAGGGAAGAAAAUGUGUGCAAGGGUUGCGAACCGUGUGCUCAGAGUUCUCUCUGAUCUUCUUGGCCACGAGAAUCAGGAGAUACAGCCAUAUGUAAACGGAGCACUGUACAGCAUUCUGGCCAUCCCUUCUGUCAGAGAGGAAGCCAGAGCAAUGGGAAUGGAAGAAAUUCUGCACUGCUUUAUCAAGGAAGGAAAUGCAGAGAUGAUCCGACAGAUUGAAUUUAUUAUCAAGCAGCUCAAUUCAGAUGAGCCACUAAAUGAUAGUAUUGCAUCUGAUGAUGAAGAGGAAGAGGAGGAUGAGGAAGAGGACCAUGACAUCAUGGAGGCUGAUCUGGACAAAGAUGAAGUUUUGCAGCCUCAACUGGGAGAGCUUGCAGGAGAGAAGCUGCUGACAACUGAGUACUUGGGAAUAAUGACUCAUACUCCAAAAACCAAGAAGAAGCUGUUUUCUGGUGUUCACCAGAGCAUAGAUGAGCCUCUCCAGAGGCCUGUGACGCCAGGUUCUCACAGAACUGUGUCCCUAAUGCCAGAAAAUGAUACCAGUUCUUGUCACAACAGGGAUGAGAAGCUUCAGUCUCUGCCAAGUGGCCUUCCCCCUGUUCGGGGUGGGAGCAGGUCCAGCAUUUCUGACCUCUGCAUUUCCCCUUCAGUUGAAAUGAAGUCAUCUGAAGUAUUCUCACCAGGCCACAGAACGGGCCGAAGCAUCACAGCUGGUGGCAGCAUCUCAUCUUCCCAAUCCAUUGACUUCAGCGAGGACGAAGUAAACAGGCAUAGCGAGUUUCCCUCAGCCUUCACCAACAAACCUAAGGUCCCUCGCACUCCUGAAGUGCAGAGUGCCAGCCCUAGGAAGGGAAAGGUGCCAGCCAUCGCCCCCCAGUUCUCUCAGUCUGGACCCCAACAGACAAGCCGUCCCAGCUCCUCGGGAUCGUCCACCAGGAGCAGACAGAGCAGGCAGUCCUACAGGAUGUGAGAACAGUUCCUUUCCUCGAGAAUCACCUGUCACAUUGCUGAAGGACAGAGCCAGCUUCCUGUAAUGAGCUUUACUGGCGACCUACCGAGGAGAGACUGAGGUGACUGAUGCUGCACAGCGUACGCCUUGCACGGUGAUUCAGGCAUUAUCUGAUGGGAUGCGCCGCUCCUCCUCUCUAAAGCUGGCUAAGACAAGGGCCUUGUUAUUACAAGGUCUCAGUAGCAGCCCAGGACUGAUACAACAGAUGGAUACAGUCCCAGUGUCUGCAACAGUUUACUCUAAAGUCACAUUACCAGCUUGAGAAGAAACUCUUACACUCUUCCUUCUGUCUCAGUGUUAGCGGUCUUUGGACAUGGUAUAUAGGACUCGGCAGAGGAUCCUGGCCAAGCAACCAUCUUUUUUAACACAUUGCUUUCUGAACCAGCCUGCCACAGAUUACACUUUUGUGAAUGAGCUGGGAGUCAGGAUCCUCCCUAGAAGGGAAAAUGCACACCAUAUGUGCAGAGCCUCACUGCCUGGAGCAGUGAGAUCUGUGUUUGGCCACCAGACUGCAGAAAAAGUAUUUCAUCAACGUCUGAUGCCAGUGCCCAAGGCAGCAUUCAGGCUCAUCUCUGAGGAUCUGAUCAGCAGCUUUAUCUGCAGAUCUUUUUCAACCUGGUUGAUUCUGUGAUUCUUAGGUGUUUUUCUUUCUACCAUUUAAUAGAUGUGGAAAAAAUAAUCUAUUUUUAUUCCACUGGAAUAAAAUUUCUUUCUUUGUUAAAAAACCAUGGGAACGUGAACAGAACAGAAGCAGCUUUCUCUGCAGGUGUAGCUAUGGAUGAUCUUCUUUGGUCUUCCUUGAUUUUUUUUUUAAGGGUGCUUCAUUUCUGAGCAACAACUGCUAAUGUCUUUGUGGAGUUUGUGCUGGUCUUCAGUGAAUGUGAAGUUCCAGCUAGGCAAGAGAGAUCAGGAAGCCUUCCACUCAGUGAGAGAAACCAGCAGUUAGUUCUGCUAGUGAGUUAGGAAGGUAAUGCUGUUUGUUGUUCUUUCUCUCAAAACCGGCAGUGACCAGGAAACAUUUCACUGGGGGUUGGCUGUUCGAUAACAUCCCCUCAUGUGACACAGCUGUUAGUACUGCUAGUACUCUUCAGGGCUGGGCUGCUGCUGAGGCAGAAGUGCACAGAAAAAGCAAGUGGUGGUUUUCUCUCAGGCAGGCCUCAGAAGGCAGUGCUUUACUCAGGUACAGAAAGGGCUUCUAGUUUGGAGUUUUCCCCCUGAGAAACAAACCACAGCCUGAAAGGCAAAGCAGCUCAGUAGUGACAAUAGUGACAACUGCCUUCCCAUAAAGAGUUGGAAAGCCACCAAUUUCCUUUAGUCUUCUGCUAACACCUUGAAUUGUGCCUCUUGAUAUGUGGUGGCAACUGAAUAGCCCAGGCCAUUUCCUUGUGUGAUGUAGUUGCCAUGAGAGUCACCGAGAUCAGUGAGGCUGUGUCAGAUGUUUGCAGAAAGGGUUGCUGUGCACAAGUUCAGGUUACCCCCUUUGGAUAAUAGACUUUAACUUGGAAUCAGGGUGUUUUGUAGGAGAAAAUAUCCUCCAGUUUUAAAUGCAGUCAUAAUCCUGUGGAAGCUGCAGUUUACUGCAUGGUAACUGUAGUGUGUCCACAGACCUAACGUGGAGCAAGCAGAGUGCAAGGAUUUGCUUUAACUCCUGGAUUACACAGGACAUAAAGCAAUUAUAGACAUUGGAUAGUCCCUGACACGUAGAUCUCCAUGCUACAGCCCAAAAAAACCCCAUCACAUAAAAGCUAUGACUUGUGCUUAGUUCAUCUACCUCCUCUCAGAGUUGAUAAGCACAUUUAAUGGAAAAAUAUCCUUUGAUUCACAAAGGGGCAGUAAUGGAAAAACAGCCAUAAAAACUCACCUGGUGGUUUUCCAGAGUUGACAGCUUGUCUUUUUUCCUCUGAAAGGCUGCUUUUUUCCAUCCCGUAGUAUCAAUGGCUGGGUUGUUAACGCUGAGGUGCAAAGCACGUUCGUUUGCAUAGGCAGAUAACACAGAAUGGGCCAGUAGUUGAGUUUUACUCAUUUUAAAGCAGGACUGAGCUCCAUGUUAGAGCAGAUCUGACUCUCUAAAAUGCAGGGAAGUGCUUGUGGGAAGUGCAGACUUCUUUUGGUAAUGAGGAGUGACAGCCCCAAACCUCACUGGCUUUGCCAUUAGUCGAAGUCAACAUUAUCACUCUUUGUUAGUCAGCUAAAGGUGGUUGAUAGGUACAACUACUCCAGCAGAUCAAGGUGAGAAACAAAAUGAGUCUUGCAGAACUGGACUGAAAGGAGAGAGCUGAAGCUGAUGUACUUCUGUGUUUGUUUCUUCCUUGAGCCUGUUGUAAUGCAGAACUCUGUGUGUACAUUUUUCUGUGUUUAACUCUUAGAUGUUUUGGGUUGUGAGUAGAGAGUUUGAAAACUGAGGAUGUUAACGUUGAAAACCUUCCUUUUCCAAAUACUUGAGAGAUGCUAUGGAUAUGCUUAGAAAUUAUCAUCUAAGCAGUAAUCUGGGAGGUCAGUGAAGUACUGUGCCCUCAUUUUCUCUUGUCACAUUCCUGAAAAUCCCCUAUGAUGCCAGUCAUAAAGUUUUGAAGCUGAUAAAAAUGUGUUGUUUCUGCUUUUGUUAGAAGGACUCCUCUCUUUGGGAUCAAAAGGUCGCUGGAUCGAGGUCAGUAACACACACGUAGCAAAUCCUGCACCUCGCUCUUAAAGGUUGUUAGGUGUUUUUUGUAUGUGCCAUGAAGCUGCUGCUAGAUACAACACCAACCUGGCACAUUCAGAACGGGAGGAGUGGGAGUUGCAUGGCCAAAAGAGAGAGGGGGGGGGGGUGACUCUUCUGGAAGAGUUUUGUUUACCAUAGGUAAAUACAAUUACUGCCUAUGAGACCCAGAUCUACAAGGGAGGGGUAUUUUGGGGGGCCAAAAUGCUGUGUGGUGCUAGCAUGCUUUUUUGGUGUCAGUGCAAUUUUGUUUAUGGACAGUAUUUAUCAGAGGCAUAAACUGUGUAAGUCUAUUUAAAUUUGUGUGGAGGGCUCAUUCUGUACAAGUGCUUUAAAACUGUCAGGCAGUGACUGAGUAAAAAAAUGCUCCUAAAAGGA
Molecule: messenger RNA, 5759 nt
Organism: Pogoniulus pusillus (Red-fronted tinkerbird)
Lineage: Eukaryota; Metazoa; Chordata; Aves; Piciformes; Lybiidae
Gene: ARMC9
Product: armadillo repeat containing 9
Exons: 26
Coding region: 167-2644 (825 amino acids)
Biological process (GO): cilium assembly
Cellular component (GO): centriole; ciliary tip; ciliary basal body
Molecular function (GO): protein binding
Source: RefSeq, a predicted model, not a curated record